AUGUCAGCAACUGAUGAAUCAUCUCUCGAGACUGUGUUACUGGUAGCACAAGAUGCAGCACGACAAGCUGGAAAGAAGAUUCGCGACGUUGCGUUGUCCCCUGGAAAUGUUAAGCUUACUACCAAAUCAGCAACAACAGAUCUGGUUACAGAGACUGACGAGGAGUGCGAGAAAUUGAUCAUCAACCAAAUAAAGGCCAACUUUCCAGACGACAAGAUCAUUGGUGAAGAAUCUUCUGGAUCUGAUAGAUACGAACUGUCAGAUUUGGCGACAUGGACGAUUGAUCCGAUUGAUGGAACAACCAACUUUGUUCAUCGCCUAAAAAUUAGUUGUGUAAUCAUCUCCUACAUUGUCAAGAGAGUUGUAAAGGUUGGAGUAAUCUACGAUCCUUAUGCGGAUGAAAUGUUCUGGGCUAUCAGCGGCAAAGGUGCUUUUCUAAGUACAGAAAAUGGAGAGUCCGUCCCAAUACACGUGUCGACUACGACCACUCUAUCCAAUGCCGUACUAAGUAUGGAUCCAGGAUAUGGACGAGACAAGGUAGCUGUAGAAAGGUACACAAAGAUGCAAGCAGCCAUUCUGUCUCGUUCGGUUCGAAACCUACGAAUUAUUGGUUGUACUGGCUUGAACAUGGCAUGGGUGUCAUGUGGCCGACUCGAUGGAGGAUUUGAAUUAGGUGACUGGGAUGCCAACAGAGGUCCUAAGAUCUGGGAUUUUGCGGCUGGGACUUUGUUGCUUUCCGAAUCAGGUGGUUUAACCCUAGAUAUUGAGAGUCCGUCAACGCCAUAUGCACCAUUGGACCUCAUGAAGCGUUCGUUCUUUUGUGCAGCAAACUCCACGCUGGCAGCAGAAAUCUUGGAGUGUAUUGAAGAAGGAAGGUAG
Messenger RNA from Cylindrotheca closterium, 879 nucleotides. NCBI's taxonomy places the organism in Eukaryota, Bacillariophyta, Bacillariophyceae, Bacillariales, Bacillariaceae. The record is from the annotation of a GenBank genome assembly.